AAUGAUUUUUAACAUUUUUCGUGUAGUAAUUCAAGUUUUCCUCUAGUCUUCAAGUUGGCCAUUCUGACAUAGCAUCGCUAGCGCAGACAUGAUGUUUCUGUUCUGUCAGACUUGUAAUGUUUUAGUUCAGACCAAACCACGAGGCGACUCGGUACCUGUACUCUGCAACCUACUGUAAAUACUCCAAAACAAGUGCCGCUUUCACUUUAUUGUUUAUACAAAAAGUUUUUUGAUACUAACGUUUUAUAGUUUCGUAAAAAAGUGAAUAAGAAUCAUUCUACUAAACUUAUACAAUGGAUUAUACUCAAGUGUUGACACUUUUGACUAAAUUGAACGAAGACGACAAAGCUUCGAUAACAAACGAUGUUCUCGAAGACAUAAUGAAAAAAGUUCAUCAAAUAAUGCCGGAAGAUGUGAUUGACAACGUUUCCAAAAAUCGACACGAAGUUCUUGCUCGUGAUGACGUCGCGUGGGUUUAUCUACAUACAAUUUUAUUCGUAGUUUCUGAUUUUGCUAAAACGGAGUUGAGUCAAGAAAACCCGUUGUUUACUAUAGAACAAAUGAAAAUUCUGAGAAAUUCAAUAAAACUAGCUAGUCACUUAGGAAUAGUUUCUUCCUUUCAUUCUGCUAUCAAAGUGCGAACGCGAGCGACAGAUUUCAAAAAUUUCCAAAUCCACUUUGAACACAAAGAUAUUUUUGAUAAAUACAAAAUAAUGUGCCACACAGUUACACUUUUACUGGAACUUUUUGAGCAUGUUAUUCUUAGAUCAGCUGUUAUAUCUCAAUUGGACAGUAUACUUGCUGCUUUGUUUCAAUUAUCAUUUGCCCCUUUACAGAAGCCAAUAGUAGACAGUCCAUUGUCUGAAAAUAACAAUGCUGAAUUUAAAAUGACAACAGAGCUAUACGCUAACUUAAUCAAAGAUCAAGUAAAUUAUCAGAAUAAGUUAUAUGAAUUGAAGGAAAAAAUGCCGCUAACUUCAGUAUUAACAAAUAUUAUGAUGAUCAGUGCUGAAUCAAACAAUCCUAGAUGGUUUCAAAUCAAUGUUCAUCGUUAUAUCUCUGAAAUAUUCAUGAUGUCCAAUGGCGUUGUCUCAUUGACUACGGUCAUUUGUGAUGAACUUACAGAUGUGAGUGUCUACUGGCCUAAAUUGAAUGUUGCAGGAGAAAUUUUGAUACGUAGAUAUAAAAAGGGUGAUACUGGUUACACAGUUCCAGCAUUAAAAUAUUAUGAUGCAAUUUGCAGCCAGCUCAUCACAUUACUUGAAUCUAAAGAAUAUAAACAAGGAGCUAUUAUAGCAAAUUGUUACAUAAAAGUUUUAUAUGAAUUUGACAAGGAUUUGUGUCAACAAAAAGUAUUAGAUAUUAUUAUGAAUCCUCUUCAUAAUAAAAAUAAUAAAUCUAUUACAACAGAAAACCAAGUAUCACAGUGCAUAGAAAAUUUAUGCAAACUUUUCAUAACAACAAGAGCUGAAUUUACUUGCUUACCUCUAACAAUUUUAUCGUCAGUCUUACAGCCUCUUUUUUACCUUUAUUUAAAAGUAAAAAGUAGCAUUUAUGUGCAUCGCAAUAAAGUAAAAGAAUUACUUUUAAAAAUAUUGCAAGAUGUGAAAAUAAGACAUCCUGCUUUCAGCGUGAUUUUAAAUCACGACAUGUUUGCUAUCAGAGAAUACGGUGAAAGGUUAAAUUUUAAAUUUGGAGAUGAUGGUGGUUUAAUGGUUUCUUCUGAACCAUUUGAAGUAGAAAAUGAUGAAAUAGCAGGUGGUUUAUAUGAACUUGUAAAAAAGGACGAUCAACUAGCAUUUUCAUUAUUCGAAUAUUUAUUGAAAGUUUCACCAAAUUUAAACCACACAGCUGACGAAGCAGCUAAAAAUAAAAAACUACUACAAUCACCAAAGGACAUCAUUGAGAAAAUGGAGAAACAACUUAUUGUUAUUCAACUGCUAUCAAUGUUAUCUGAUCUACCAAAUGUUCAGAAAGCUCAGAUGCGAUCACCACAAUCUCUUUUAGGUUUCAUUAAAUUUUAUUUCACAAAAAUAUCUUCAACUGACAGUAUUUCCAAUGAUUCACAUGAACAAGAUGUUGAAAUAUUAUAUACAUGUUUAAUGUUGAUAAAACAGAUGAUAAUAGAAAAUAAGGAAACUCAAUCUUGGAAAGCAUUUGAAGAUUUCAUUUCUGACAUCAGAACUAUUAAUUUUAAGAACAUACCAGAAAAAAUCGUUUCUAUAUUUGAAGAAAUUGAAAAAGUAAUAAGAAAGAAAGGAAAGGAAUCUGUUAAACAUUAUUAUGAUUUAUCAGCUGAAAACAAAUUACUCAACGAGGUAGAUAAAGCUCUAGCAGAUUUGACCGAUCCACUUCUACCUGUCAGAGGCCAUGGUUUAAUAACACUCACCAAGUUAAUCGAAGCGCGUCAUCCAGAGACAGAAUUGAAAAAAGAUCUUCUCUUCUGUAUUUUUCAACAAAAUCUCACUCACGAAGAUUCGUUUAUUUAUUUAGCUUCAAUCAAUGGAAUAUGCGCAAUGACGAAAAUGUUUCCUGAUAAAGUCAUCGAGACACUGGUGCAAGAGUUUAUUGGCUUGACGCAGCAACAGAGAAAUUGUGAAACGACGCCCGAAACUCGUGCCAAACUCGGCGAAAUUCUAGUUAAAACUACAAGAGCUUUAGGUGAAAUGACGCCCAAAUACAAAAGUCUUUUAGUCAACGGCUUUUUGUGUGGAACUAAAGAUCCUGACGCAAUGGUGCGAGCUUCGAGUCUUUCGUGUCUUGGCGAAUUUUGUAAAAUAAUGGGCUUCAGAUUAGGCAAUUUAAUGAUAGAAAUUUUAUACUGCAUAAGCUGCAUCAUAAAAACGGACAAAGAUGAUAGCUGCCGACGAGCCGCCGUUCUCGUGACGACUCUCUUGCUCCAAGGACUCGGAAAAAGUGCUUUGGUUGACUUGGGCGAAAAUCUCGUGCCUCUUUAUCGAAGUCUCAAACAUCUGCGUGAUACUGAUAACGAUCCCACGGUACAACUGCACGCGCAGCUUGCUCUAGAGGAAUUCGACGAUAUUGUUAAGCAUUAUCUAUUCGCGCCACCGAAAUUGGAAAAGACAAUAUUUUUACUUUCGAAUAAUUGAUUGUUCGAUAAUUUUUAUAAGGAUGAAUUGUUUCUGUUAAUUUGUUUUUUAG
This is a messenger RNA of Trichogramma pretiosum, 3162 nucleotides long. RefSeq lists its product as uncharacterized. The transcript has 7 exons. Gene Ontology annotation, biological process: protein secretion. Bases 294 to 3110 code for a protein of 938 amino acids. Gene Ontology annotation, molecular function: protein binding. Lineage: Eukaryota; Metazoa; Arthropoda; Insecta; Hymenoptera; Trichogrammatidae. The record is from RefSeq and is a predicted model, not a curated record.